Pollicipes pollicipes is the source of this 1404-nucleotide messenger RNA. RefSeq lists its product as uncharacterized. NCBI's taxonomy places the organism in Eukaryota, Metazoa, Arthropoda, Thecostraca, Pollicipedomorpha, Pollicipedidae. The record is from RefSeq and is a predicted model, not a curated record. The transcript has 2 exons. The coding region runs from base 135 to 611 and encodes 158 amino acids.
CGCCCGGCGAGCCGCCGCAGGUCGACGCCGGGCCCCGCCGCGACCGCGUGGUGGACGUGGUCCGCCCCACGCCCUUCAUCGAGGCCGGCCUGCGCGAAACAGAGCUCACCAAGCCGCGAAGCGAGGCGUUCCUGAUGGAGCUGCUGUGCGGCAUGGGGGUAUGCGACUACAAGCAGUUCAAGACGCUAUACGCCGUGGCCCAGUCCAAAAACCCGCCCGACCCCAGCGUACUCGACAUUCUGGACGUGGCCAACAAGAGCUGCUGCGAGCCUGUGGAAGCACCUGUUGACCCACCGCCGGAGCCGGAGGCGGACGGCCGGCUCUGCGCCGGGGGCAUGGAAGAGGUCAAGGCCGUGGCCGAGAGCCGGACGUGCCGCGGUACUGACCAGUUCGCCUUCAUCCCGCCAUCCCUUGGCGGCGAAAGGAAGCUGAGGUUCGAGGAGUCGGCCCUGGAGGCCACCGGCAAGAGUUUGCCGAAAGCGGACCCCGCCUGCGAGACAGACUUCCUCGAGCCGACCAACCUGGAGGACACCCGACCGAUCUGCCCGGAACAGAAGACGGUGUGUGCCGACCAGGCUCCGCCUGCCAGCUCCGAGGCACGCUGCCACUAGUGUCCGUCACAAAAACUCCGCCGAGGGCUUUGUACUCCUGAUGGGAUAUAUUUACAAUGGAAGGCCACAUUCAGGUCACUGUUACCGGGACCUGCACGAUCAGGUCAGACGACACUACACACGGGGUCAGAUGAUGGUCAAACAACACCGGUAGGCCGCGCCAUCAGGCACAGUCAAAAACCAGUUGCGCAUAAAAUAGCACGCUUCUCUCCCAGCCUGCCGCGGGCGACGGACCGCGUCCAGCGGCGCCGGUCUCAAAAACGAGUCGGCGCAACAGCAUCAACAACAGCAGCGCCUGCCGUCAACAACGUCCGCGCGCUCCCAUACAAAAUUUGCCAACGCCAACAGGGUGAAUAAAAUUUCCAGUCGAUAACAGUCGUGCCUUGGGCGGCGGACCGAGUAUUCAGUGGUAUGGAUGGGGCUCGACUCACCGGGCAGGCCGCGGGCCCGCCCGCAUCACAGUUAGUAGCCAGCCAGCCAGCGGCACACGCUCCCAGUCGCUCCUCUCCUCGUAUAAAUGCAGCAACCCUUGGCACAGAGGCGCCGCGCCGGCCGGGGCGGCCCGGCGUCGCGCGGCCCGGCCGCCCCGUUCCGCCAUCACGUCUCGAGGUACUAACAGUAUCACAUUCGCACUAAAAACGGUGCCUCGCGCGGCGCUAUUGUCAGCGGGCGGGAGCAGAGCCGCUCCCCGGCUAUGGCUACGAGCCACGGACCCGUACUCGGUGGCGCCCGGCGGCCCCUCCGCAUGUAAAACGUCCCGGGCGGGGCGCCGGCGGUCCCGGCGCUAAGGCAC